AUGGAAGGACGAGACUACAACCAGGGGCUUGGCCUCCACGGCUCCCCCGAUAUUCCAAUGACCCCAUCCACAGAAUGGCAUGCCUCCCGCCAGCUGCCCCGGAAACCGAUCCCCCAAACCCCGACUACGCCGGCGCCGAUCGGCAGCCCGCCGACACCUACCGCGAAAUCCCCUCAACCAUCUUUCUCCGAACGCGCCGCUGCCGGCGCCGCUGCCUACUUUCCGACGACACAGACCUUUGGCAACCAUGGCCAGCACCAACCUCGGCCGCGGCCGUCGCCGCUACAACUAGACUCGUAUGAGUACUCCAACUACACGCCGUCUCAGUCUGAGUUCAGCACGCCAUACACGGGCGGCUUUCCGCCGAAAAAGCAGGUCCGCAUUGACUCGCACUCGGCCCUCUUGUCCUCACCUCCGUACCAGCCCCCGCCGGGCCGGCCAGAGUCAUACACGUAUCACCCACCGGGCCACAUUGCAGUCUAUCAGAAAUGGUGGCAUCCGUCAUGGAACAUGUACUUCUUCCUGUUCGCCGGUAUCGCUUUUGCCAUGGGCCACCACUCCUUCUACAAGCAUCUCGAUGGCUCCGAGGCCACAAAUCAGCUCCGUAUGCUCCGCUACGGUGCCGCUCUCUCCUUCCUUAGCAAAGCCAGUCUUGCAUCAGCUGUGAUCCUCGCCUUCCGACAGCGCGUGUGGAUGACGGUGCGAAGGAAGAUGCUUACCCUGGCAGCAGUUGAUUCCCUCUUUGCCGCAGCGGAAGAUAUGACUGCCAUUUUCAACUUCGAGGUCUUCAAGCAGGCCAGGGUCGCGAUGAUACUCGCCCUGUACAUCUGGUGCACACCCCUCGUAGUCAUUCUUACAUCCGAUACCCUGGGAGUACAGCCAAAGACCACGACUGAAGAAACGACGUGCUCGAACAUUCGCACCCUCAACUUUACCCAAGAAGAGGUCAAUGAUUGGCGCGCUGGUACGAAGAUCAACGACCUUUACGGACUCUCCGUGACAAUCUGGAACACUACCAGCCAAAACCUGACAGACCCAAACUUUUUCGAUUACUGGGCCGGCCCUAGCCUCCAAUGGGAUGAAGUAGCCUUCUCUGCUGCCUUCCAGAAGAAACCCAUCGGACGCCUUGAAACCAGUGACGAGGUUUGUGGCGUAGGCUUCAACUGUUCCUUUAGCAUCAAGUUCAAUGGUCCAGGCUACAAAUGCACAGAACUUGCCAGCGGUGUUAAUUCGCAGGUCCAAGAUCUUCGGAACGCAAAGUGGCCCAGCGAGUAUUUCAAUUUCAGCUCGCUCGCCCCGACAGGAAAUUAUACCUACUACGCCCACGCGUCAGAGGGUGAAUAUGCCAACCCGCAGAUCAACGACACAUCGGAAGGGGGUCUUCCCAAAAUGAAGCCUCCAUUUCCACCUCAUCUCGGCGUCCUACGCACAGAACCCGUCUUGUGGUUUGGUUACGCCUAUGUUGACAAUACCGUCAAGACACAGCCGAACAACUCAGGCGACCCAGGUUGGAACGCCGCCUACACUCCAAAGGCUUUCGGCUGUGAACAUUAUGAGACAGAGUACAACGUUUCUUUCAGCUAUCGAAACCAAAUACAAAGCACAACCGUCAACAGCAGAAAGUUCUUACGCCCCGUCAUCGACACCGUAGUUGAUCGUGGCAAAGAUGCAAACGAUGGUACCGAGGAUAACACCACUGCGAUACCCGAGUCAAACUACAUCAAACCUACCGACCUAUAUCGCUAUAGAAGAGCGAUGGCAUACCACUCCAUGGGUGCCAAACUGCGCUAUUUUGUCAACGGCACGAUCAACCAGCCAUGGUUCAACGCAAAUACAAAGGCAGUCCAGACAAAGCUCAUCGAUCACCACAACUACCUCGGUGUCAGCAAUCUGAUGGAGCAAGUCCAGUCAUUAUACGAAGACAUCAUCAUCUCUCUGUUCAGCAACCCCCGCUUCAUUUCCGUAGUCUGGGCCGAUGACACAACCCAAAGAACGGGAACGAGAACCGAGCCAAAGGGCCUCACCAGCCAAGAGCAGAAAUAUCCCUGCACCCGCGAACGAACCGACAUGCGGUACGACUACCACCAAGGCCAGCUCUGGGCCGUCUACUCCGUCGCCAUCUUCCUCGCCAUCAUCGGCGUCGCGUUCGGCGUGGCGGCGGUCUGGGAAGAGGGCCUGGUCCGCAACACCCGGUUCAGCAGCAUCGUCGCAGCAACCCGCGGCCCCGGCCUCGAGAAGCUGCCCUGGGGGAACACGGUGCCCGGCAGCGACCACCGGCCCGUCGCCGGGGCGAGGGUGGGGUACGGCCUCGUGCCGACGGAUCCGCAUGCCGGCGGCUCGACGUACGGUUUCGGGCUCGAGGGUGACGUAAAGCAACGCAGCCGGGAGGAGCAGCCGUCGAGGACGCCGACGGGGUUGGGAAGCCCCUUCAACCGGGCGAGCAGGAGAUGGUCAAAACUAACCUCAAAUUCGCCGCCGCCGCCUAAUACGUCAGAUGGCAGGUAG
Colletotrichum chrysophilum is the source of this 2505-nucleotide messenger RNA. RefSeq lists its product as uncharacterized. Bases 1 to 2505 code for a protein of 834 amino acids. The transcript has a single exon. The record is from RefSeq and is a predicted model, not a curated record. NCBI's taxonomy places the organism in Eukaryota, Fungi, Ascomycota, Sordariomycetes, Glomerellales, Glomerellaceae.